This is a messenger RNA of Gorilla gorilla gorilla (western lowland gorilla), 585 nucleotides long. RefSeq names its product protein CFAP144P1. Bases 1 to 408 code for a protein of 135 amino acids. The transcript has a single exon. NCBI's taxonomy places the organism in Eukaryota, Metazoa, Chordata, Mammalia, Primates, Hominidae. The record is from RefSeq and is a predicted model, not a curated record. Gene Ontology annotation, cellular component: ciliary base.
AUGGCGGGACACCCGAAAGAGAGGGUGGUCACAGAUGAGGUCCAUCAGAACCAGAUCUUGCGGGAGCUGUACCUCAAAGAGUUACGAACCCAGAAACUCUACACGCAGUACCACGUGAAUCCCCUGCGCAAGGUUCACAGGAUUACGAGGAAGCCUAUGUCUUGGCAUGAUAACUUGGAGGAACCCGCAGACGCCAGGUUUCUGAAUCUCAUUCACCAUGCUGCCCAGGGGCCAACGAAGAAGUACCCGGAGGCACAGACUGAAAACCAGGAAAUUGGGUGGGACUCAGAAGCCUUGGUCGACCCAGAACGCCGUGACCACAGGAUGAACCACUUCAGGGUCUACAAUGACAUCACUCUGUACAAAGCUAAAAUGUGGAGCUUGGGAGAAGAUGAUCGCCACAAGUAGCAUCUCAGCUGUGGAGUCAGGCCCUGGAUUUAAUGCCCUAAAUAUCCACUGCCUAGAAGACUAAACAUUAUUUUAACCCCCCGUCCCCCGUCCAUAAUUCAUGGAUAAUGGCAAAAAUUAGGAAGCAUAAAAAAUAUGCAGAAGAAGGAAAUAAAAAUUGCCCAUUAUCUCACCAUA